AUGGUUGGCCGUCGUGUCUCCGCCUGCUCUUUUACUAAAAUCCUCCCGUUCGCCUCUAUGGCCUUUGCUCUGGCAUUCGGCUCUUCCCCUCGGUCCGAUGGACGAGAUUAUGCCGUUCUAUCCCAGAACUUUGUCAUACGCAAAUCUAACCCUUUUCCACGACAGUGUACCAAUUCACGCCAUCGAGAAACCGCCAGCGCGCCCCGCUUACCCAACGCCGUCUUCCUCAGACGGCGUCUUAGCAUGACUAUUUACGGAACCUCUUCCUCUGACCUUUCUCGCCUUGGUAGGCACAUGUUUCAACUCUCCUCAAAAGCAAAUAUCCUCACCUUGGCGACCUUCUCGUUCUACCGGUUUGUUUCACAGAAGCUAACGUGCGCGAAGGGAAGCUCUUCGAGCUUCAUGUACCCGAUAAUCCGUCCCCGCGUGUAA
Trematosphaeria pertusa is the source of this 432-nucleotide messenger RNA. RefSeq lists its product as uncharacterized. Bases 1 to 432 code for a protein of 143 amino acids. The record is from RefSeq and is a predicted model, not a curated record. Lineage: Eukaryota; Fungi; Ascomycota; Dothideomycetes; Pleosporales; Trematosphaeriaceae. The transcript has 6 exons.